UUGAUUUAGCACGGCAAUAUUGACACUGUCGUUGACUCCACAGUCCUCGCUCACACAAAUUGGGAACCCCGACAGCAGCAGCCCGCCGCCGCCCGCCUGAACCGUGGAAAUGGGCAAGAAAGCCAUCCGAUACGCCGUGGUGGAUGCAUUCGCCGGGGAGCCGUUCAAGGGGAACCCUGCCGCGGUGUGCCUCCUCGAGGAGGAGCACGCCGCCGAGGUCGCGGACGAGCGCUGGAUGCAGUCCGUCGCCGCCGAGUUCAACCUCUCCGAGACCGCCUUCCUCGCCCGCGACUCCUCCCGCGCAGGCGCCGCCGCCCCGCGGUUCCACCUCCGAUGGUUCACCCCCGUCGCUGAAGUCGAGCUCUGCGGGCACGCUACUCUGGCCUCUGCCCACUUCCUCUUCACGACCGUUCUUGCGGAUCAUGGCGUGGUUGAGUUCAUGACCAUGUCCGGGAUCCUAACUGCCAGAAAAGUUCCUGCAUCAGAUAGCACCGGUGUCCUUGGUGAGGAGCAGGCGAAGCCAUUUAUCGAGCUAGAUUUCCCCAUGAUUGAUUUCGUGGAUUGCAACUCCUCCGACAAGACACCAUCGAUCCCCAAGACCCUAAAUGGCGCAUCGAUCGUCAGUGUUCACGAAUCGGCGAUGGACGGCGACCUCAUUUUUCGCUUGGUUUUCAGGUGGAACUUUUGUCAGGAAAAGAGGUUGUUGAUAUGCUUCCCAACACCGACGAAAUUAGAAGAUUGGUCUGCAGGGGUCUUAUUGUUACAGGACCAACACCUGCUGGAUCUGGUUAUGAUUUCUUCACGCGCUACUUCAGCCCAAAAUUUGGGAUAGAUGAGGUGACGCCUUUUCGUAGUCUAACGUUGUGCUAUAUGGAAAUCACGAAGCCUGUUUAACUUACCACAUCAUCAACAACUUCAGGGCCAAAACCUUAGCUAAUUAUAAGAAAAUCGGUGAGCAAAUGUCUCUCCCUCCCAUAUGCUACAUCUUCCAAUCUGAAAUCUGAAUACAGUGGUCCUGUAGAGCAGCAGAGUUGUGUACCUCCUGCAUGUUUUCAACCUUGCUUGUCCUAGAUAUCAAUGAAUAUCAUCAUGAAUUCUUUCUUCAGUUAAUCGUAUCUACAUUCAUAAUAUCGGCUAGCACCUAGCAGGGUGAAUGUCAUGGGCACACACCAAACCCCAAGCACAAGUUAUGGAUAGAUUUUACUAUUCAGACGUAUAGCGUGUGGUACUGUGCAAGGGAUCCUUAUCUCAUCCAAUCAAAGGAAGAAAUAAGGAUCUCAAGUAUAAGAUAGCUAUAGAAAUAGUUAGGAAACAUGGAUAGUGAUAAGAUUGUUUCUUUUCAAUUAGCGAUAGUUCCAAGUUUAGGGGUUAGCUUCUUAGUCAUCAAGCCAAAGUGUGCCCUAUACUCUAACCAUGCCGGGGAUUGGUCCUUGAUGGCAGCUAGAUGAGAGCAAUUGCCAUAUUCCUGGUCACCGGAUAUUUACCAAUUUUAGCACAUAACAUGGAGCUUCUUUGCAAGAUAUUUGAUCUGGCAUUAUGUGCAAGAUAGCAUUAGGUGAUAUCCGAAAAGAUAAAUAUUAUUUAGAUCUGCAGGAGAUUAAUUUAAAUAGCAAAGAGAUGAAGUUAGAGUU
Molecule: messenger RNA, 1631 nt
Organism: Brachypodium distachyon (stiff brome)
Lineage: Eukaryota; Viridiplantae; Streptophyta; Magnoliopsida; Poales; Poaceae
Exons: 4
Coding region: 110-832 (240 amino acids)
Biological process (GO): biosynthetic process
Cellular component (GO): cytoplasm
Molecular function (GO): isomerase activity
Source: RefSeq, a predicted model, not a curated record